Messenger RNA from Fusarium proliferatum ET1, 828 nucleotides. RefSeq lists its product as uncharacterized. The record is from RefSeq and is a predicted model, not a curated record. The transcript has 3 exons. NCBI's taxonomy places the organism in Eukaryota, Fungi, Ascomycota, Sordariomycetes, Hypocreales, Nectriaceae. The coding region runs from base 1 to 828 and encodes 275 amino acids.
AUGAGUAUAAAAAGGAAGAAGGUCAUAAUACCGCAGUCAAGGUCGACCGAGAGAAACCUAAACACGGGUCAGGCGGCAAACCAACAACCUGAACCUGAAGAAGAAACUACUCAGGGAGAAGAAACAACUACUCAGGAUGAAGAAGAUACAUCGAAAAGCUAUCUUGAGAAUUUAACACUGGUGAUGGAAAACAGACUUGCAAAAUCUAAAAUAUGUGCCAGGACGUCUAGCACGGCGCUUAACAGUACCAACGUAUCUGUCAACUGUAGAGGAAUAUUCUUUAUUUUUGUUACGGACUUUGUGAGACUGAAAAGACUUUUGAUGCAUGUCAGCUUAUGUGGCUUAAUCCAUUGGACCAUGCCCUACGAUUUAUUUUCAUCCCACCAUUUUCAACCAAUAGAUGUCCCUGAUGAUAUCUUCGAUGACAGGUCUGAUGUGUGGUCAACGGGCAUUAUUAUGCUUGAGAAGAUGUACGGGCUUGAUAAAAGAAAGUACCCCAAGCCCAAAUGCGACUCUGAAAGGGACGAAUGGUAUGCAAACUGGCAGAAAGAAGUGAGACGGACGGUUGAAAGCAUUAACAGUGAGUCUGAGCUAGGAGGUUUGAUGAGGGUAAUUCUGGAGGAAAUCUUUGUGGAUUUUGAUAAGAGGGUUGAUGCUAAGCGUUGCCUGGGGACAUGUUCGCGAAUCAAGCUCUGGGGGGAGGGGCAUUCAAUUCCUAUGCGUUGGUGGAAGUCUUGGGUGAAAUGGGUGGAUGGAGUACCAGAAAUGCGACAAAAAGAUAGUCCGGGGGAAAGGGCAAGAAAACGAAAUGCAACAAACACGGGCUAG